Strongyloides ratti is the source of this 2481-nucleotide messenger RNA. Its product is annotated as UDP-glucuronosyl/UDP-glucosyltransferase family and TLDc domain-containing protein. Lineage: Eukaryota; Metazoa; Nematoda; Chromadorea; Rhabditida; Strongyloididae. The record is from RefSeq and is a predicted model, not a curated record. The transcript has 3 exons. Gene Ontology annotation, molecular function: UDP-glycosyltransferase activity. The coding region runs from base 1 to 2481 and encodes 826 amino acids.
AUGUAUAUUAAUUAUUUUUUUUUAUUAUCAAUUAUUUUUCAUGUUAUAAAUUCAUAUAAAAUUCUCGUAGUGAAUCCAAAAUUUGGAUAUUCCCAUGUCAAUUUUUUCUCACAAAUUGCUGAUAUUUUAACUGAAGCUGGACAUGAUGUAACUGUUCUCACCAUUGAUAUAGAUCCAAAAAUUACGCAUCCUGGUGCUUAUAAAGCCAAAGUUAUUACAGUUCCUGCAUCAAAAGAAGUAAUAGAUAUGUUUUCUGAUAGUAUUGAUGGUGAUUUUUUGUGGAAGUUAAACCCAAGUAUAUUUUCACAACUUCAGCUUUUUACAAGAUUUAUUACAUCUGUUCAAAAACAAUCGUUAAAUGUUUUUUAUAAUGAAGAAUUAACAGAAAUAAUAAGAAAAGAAAAAUUUGACAUAGGAAUUACAGAAUCAUUCAAUAAAUACGUUUUUGGUUUGUUUAAAGUAUGGGGAAUAAAAACUCAUGUAUGUGGUUUUUCAAUGUCAUUAGCAGAUAAUCUAUACAGAGAUUUUGGAUUACCAUUUCCAGCAUCUUAUAUUCCAUGUCAUAUGGCACCAUUUACUGAUAAAAUGACAUAUUUGGAAAGAUUCCAAAAUUUUAUUUCUCAUCAUAUUAGUUCUAUAAUCUUUUCGCUAUUUGAUGAUAUAAUGAGUUUACAAAAUGAAUUUAACUCAAAAUAUGGAGAAGGAUUUUUUAAUAGUCAUGGUAUUGUUGGUGAUUGUUCAUUUUUAAUUAUCAAUUCAAAUCCUUUCUUAGAUAUUCCUGGUCCAAAAACACCAAAAAUGAUUGAAGUUUCUGGUAUUGGUAUUAAAGAAAGUAAACCUCUUAGUAGUUAUUGGAAUGAAAUACUUUCAUUAAGAAAUCAAACUGUUUUAAUAUCAUUUGGAACAUUUGCUAAAAGUAUCAAUAUGCCAAAAGAUUUAAAAGAUGGAAUUUUAGAGACAAUAAAAAGAUUAAAUAAUAUAACAUUUAUAUUAAAAUAUGAAAAUCCUGAAGAUGGUACUGGAAAAGAUAUUGAAAAUUUAGUAAUUAGUAAAUGGUUACCUCAAAGUGAUUUAUUAAAUGAUUCCAGAUUAUCAUUAUUUGUAACACAUGGUGGUAUGGGUAGUAUAACAGAACUAUCUUUUAAUGGAGUACCAGCUGUAGCAAUUCCAUUAUUAGGAGAUCAACUAAGAAAUUCAAAAUUACUUGAAAGACAAAAAACUGGAAUUGUUAUGAAUAAAUUAGACUUAGCAAAUCCUGAUAUCUUGACAAAACAUAUAAAAACAAUUUUAAACGAUGAAACUUAUAAAAAGAAUGCUCAAAUAGUAUCAAAAAGAUUAAAAAAAAGACCUAUUGGAUCUAGAGAACUUCUUAUUAAACAUAUAGAAUUUGCUGCAGAAUUUGGAAAAUUAGAUGUAUUAGAUUUAGCUAGUAGAAAUAUGAGUACAAUUGAAUAUUAUAAUUUUGAUAUUAUUAUACCAAUAUUAAAAUUGUUUGGUGAAGAGUUAUAUCAUCCUUUAUGGAAUUAUUAUUCCUCAAAUUCAGAUGAUUCAAUAUCAUUAAAUAAAUUUAUAAGUAAAAGUGAACCUUUAUUUGAAACUGAUCACAAAAUUUGGGAAGAAAUUUUUAAUGAACCAGAAGACAUUAUAAAAGCUUGCCUUUUGACAAGUGAUAUUGAAGAGGCAAGUGAUGAUAAAGAUUUUAAAGAAAGUAUUAUAUGUAAUAUGAAGAAAGAUGGAAUUUCUAAGUUUAUACAAAAUGAAUGUCCAAGAUUAUGUGAUGGAAUUCGGGAACAUGUAAUUUCUUUAUUAACAGAUAAGAAAAAAAAUUUACAAGAUUACUCUUCAAGUAUUUUAACUCCUUUUCAAAUGUUAUUUAUUAAAGCAUCACUUAAUCCUGUAAUAUAUUUUAAUCAAGAGGGAAAAAAUAAUAGUAAUAGGUGGACAAAGUUAUAUGAUUCUUCAGUUCAUGGUGUUAGUUUGAAUCGUUUUGAAAAUAAUGUAUAUGACUAUAAAAAACCAACAGUCACAAUAUUUAAAUUAACUAAUGGUCAAUUAAUUGUUAUUGCUUUAGAUGAAGAAUGGAAAAAUAGUGUAAAUUGUUAUGGUGGUAAUAAUACUUCAGUAAUACAAAUAAAACCAAAAUUUGAAAGAGAAGAUAAAAGUGGAUCAUUUAGAUGUAAUUUAAAAUUAAAAAGUGCACCAAUGGGUAUACAAUUUGGAAGAUAUCUUAAAAUUGAAAAAGAUUUUAGUAAUGUUAAUGAUAUUGAAGUUUGGGGAUGUGGUGUUGAGGAUGACUUGACAGCACAAAUGAAACAAAAAGUUUGGUACAAAAAAGAAGCUGAAAAAAGAAGUAAAGUUCCUUUACCAGGAGCAUGGGAUGAAAAUCCAGAUAAAACAAUUCUUGAAAUGGGUGGAAUAAAGCUAAACAAUGAACGCCGUGAUUUUGAUCGCCCUGAUGAUACUAUAGCAAGAAAAUUUUAA